Portunus trituberculatus (swimming crab) is the source of this 2427-nucleotide messenger RNA. Its product is annotated as ionotropic receptor 93a-like. Gene Ontology annotation, cellular component: membrane. The transcript has 15 exons. Lineage: Eukaryota; Metazoa; Arthropoda; Malacostraca; Decapoda; Portunidae. Bases 1 to 2259 code for a protein of 752 amino acids. Gene Ontology annotation, molecular function: glutamate-gated receptor activity. The record is from RefSeq and is a predicted model, not a curated record.
AUGGCAAAGAUUUUAACACGUCUUUAUGAAAGGUAUGGGGACAGAGAUCGAGUUAGAGACAAACACAUGAUAUUUCUGUACACAAAGAGAAGAGACCACAGCGUGUUUGAGAAUUGCAGCACCACAAGGAGCCCUGACCCUCGAGGACGUGUUGUGUGGGAGAUGAAGCGGUAUCCCUCCCAGCCGACCACACUCUCCGAACGUGGCCAGUUUGUGGUGAUGUGGGUGAGGGGCAAGUCCGCACGAACCAUCGCACGGGAGACCGGCGUGAGUCCCUCCACAGUCUGCAGCGCCGCUGUCCCGAAGGCAGUCACACUGGUGGUGGUAGCGCUGCUCACCUGCGUAAAGUGGGCACACGCAAUAUUACUCCUUCCGCACAUUAAAGAAAUGACGGAUUUCCAGUCCGUGGAGUCCAUCACGCGACACCUGCCAUGUAGACACGCUACGCUGCUGUUGACCGACGGCCGCCAGGACGUAGAGGCGGUGAGGGCGCCGCAGGGCGUCACUGUCUUCCAAGUGGAGGGAGACCACCUGUCUGGCAACGCCACGCUGGAGACGAUAGUCGACGAAAUUCGUCAGCUGGGAGCGGCGUGGCACUGCCUGGUGGUGGUGGUGGUGAGUGAUGACCCAGCCUUCCUCGCCGCUUUCGCUCACCUGUCACUCAGGCGUCACGCCCUCAGGUGGUCCACGAGGAUCCUUGUCCUCACUCGCCUCCCUCUCAGCCACCUUGGCGGCCUGCACGGCCUUCUCUCCAACAGGAACGCCAUGUUGCUCCGAGUGCAGGGCACGACAAUCAGCAGUCAGGUCGGGGUGUCGGUGUGGCAGCCGUACAGCGCCCCCACCAGCACGCCCCUGAGGGUGGCCACCUGGACGCCGCACGGGAGGUUGUCUCUCGCCUCCCACGUGUUGCUUUUCCCCGAUAAGUUCUCAGUGUUCAGCUCUGCCCCGACUCUGACGGUGGCCAUCGAGGUGUUGCCAUACCACAGACUGUCGUGGGUGAACGACGCGGACGCCCCUGGUGGCCGUCGCCUGGAGUUUAAGGGAUACGUGGACAACAUCGUGAGGCACUUCGCCAAGGCACUCAACUUCACGCCGCUGUAUACACUGUCGCCCGAGAGAACCUUCGGCACCAGGCUGUCUGACGGCUCCUGGACUGGCCUGAUCGGCAUGGUGGUGCGCCAGGAGGCAGACUUCGCGCCUGGCCCCUUCAUCAUCAGUCCCGUACGGAGAGAGGCGGUGGACCACUCAACAAUACUGCGUAAUGGAAACCUGAGGAUACUGAGCGGCCUGUCACGACUGACCAUUGACCCUUGGGGCUUCUUGCUGCCCCUCACGCCCCUGGUGUGGGCAGUCACCCUGGCGGCGCUGCUGGGGGUGCUCUUCGUGCUGCAGCUGUUUCCAUCAUGCCUGCCUGACAGGUCGCUCCUUCGAGGCGGCUGGUCCGCCAACACCUUCAGCCCUGUGCGCGUCCUCCUGCAGCAAGACGUGGUGUGUCCCGCGCAGUGGUGGUUGUGGGAGCGUCUGGUGCUGGGGCUGUGGAUGCUGACCACUCUGGUGCUGACCAAGAGCUACUCCGGCAAUCUCAUGUCCCUGCUGGCUGUUAAGUAUCUGCCGCAGCCCUUCCAGACCCUGAGGGACAUUCUGGAUCAUCCGCACGUCGCCAUGAUAGGACAGAAACAUUCUAAUUUCGAGCAAAAUCUUAGGGACGUCAAGUCAGGCUUGUUCAAGGAAGUGGCAAGUCUGGAGGACGAGGGUCGCCUGGAGUUCCACACACAGUCACAGUACUUGAAGAGUCUGGACAACCUGGUGAGGCGAGGACACCACGUGCUGGUCGAUGUGGACCUCAACCUGAGGAGUCUCAUUGCUUUGGAUUUCUCUCGGGAAGGCCAGUGUGAUUUCUACAUCUCAAGGGACGGCUUCUUGCCACACUCGGCGGUCAUGGUUUUCCAGAAGACGAGUGCGCUCACCGAAUCCUUCAAUAAGAGACUGCAUUCACUUAUUGAACAGGGGCUCAUAUCGUACUGGAUGGAGAACGUCCCCAAUUUUACAGAGUGUGAAAACGUUCCAAAGAAAAUGUUGGUGACCUCUCACAUCUCGCUGUCUAACAUCUGGGGAGUGUUUGUAGUGGUGGGCGUGAGUCUGGCUGGCGGACUGCUGGUUUUGUUCGCCGAGGUCAUUGUUGGACCCACCACAGAACACUGGCUCAUGACUCGUGACAUGAACCGAACCACGAUGACCACAGCACGGCAGCCAUACUGACACCCUCCCACCAGGCCCUGGCAUGCUCAGUGCUGCACCACGUGAGACGAAGCUUCACGAACAAUUAUUGUACAAAAAUGUACAAAAAUAUAACAAUUUGACUGCCUGUGGUUUGAUUCCGCCAGUGAACAUUUUUGUUGCUGCACUGGACUGAAUGAGAUGCGUAAU